GUUUCAUAUCAAUUGCUAUUCAAGAUUUCUCAUUAUCAAUCAACUACUGAUUUGAUACAACCCCUACAAUUGCUUACACUUAUUCAACCUACUUAUAUUCACAUCCUAUAAUCUCGUUUUUUAAUAUUCUUAUAUUUUCAUAUUCUCAUUUUUUUGCACAUUCUUAGAUAUCUUUCAAAAUUAAGAUGGAAAGUUCCAAUUUUACAGACAGAGUUUUAACAAUAAUUGAAAAUGCUCAAACUAUUGCUCAAGAUCAAUCUCAUACCCAACUCUUGCCUUUGCAUGUUCUAGCUGCAAUGACUGAGCCCGAAAAGGAUGGUUCACCAUCCUAUUUGAAAACUAUAAUCGAAAAAUCAAGAUUUGAUUGGCAAGUCUUUUUAAGAACUGUUAACAAAAAUUUGGUUCGUUUACCUUCUCAAUCUCCUCCUCCUGAUAAAAUAACUCCCUCUUACUCCACUGCCCAAGUAUUGCAAAAAGCCGAAAAAUAUAAAAAAUCUCAAAAGGACUCUUAUAUCGGUCAAGAUCAUAUACUUUUAGCUUUACUAGAUGAUUCACAAAUCGCUCAAAUAUUUAAAGAGUCAAACAUAUCAAAUUUGGAAACAAUUAGAAACGCACUACUAGAUUUAAGAGGCAAUAAAAAAAUUGAUUCAAAAGUCGCUGAUACAACUCAACAAUACGAAUUUCUCUCUAAAUACGCUAUAAAUUUAACUGAACAAGCAAGACAAGGGAAACUAGACCCUGUUAUUGGUAGAGAAGAAGAAAUCAGAAGAACAAUUAGAGUCCUUUCAAGAAGAACUAAGAGUAAUCCUUGCUUAAUAGGUGACCCCGGUGUUGGUAAGACCUCAAUUGUUGAAGGUGUUGCCUUAAGAAUUAUUGACUCAGAUGUCCCCACCGUUUUGCAAAAUUGUAAAUUAUAUUCGUUAGAUGUAACUGCUUUAAGAGCUGGUGCUAAAUUUCAAGGUGAAUUUGAAGAAAGAGUUAAAGGUGUUCUUAAAGACAUCGAAGAUUCAAAGGAAAUGAUCAUCUUAUUCAUUGAUGAAAUUCACAUGAUUAUGGGUGAUAACAACUCAGCCGCUAACUUGUUAAAACCAAUGUUAGCUAGAGGCUCUUUGCACUGUAUUGGUGCAACAACAAUCACAGAGUAUAGAAAAUAUGUUGAAAAAGAUGGUGCCUUUGAAAGAAGAUUUCAAAAGAUCGAUGUUAAAGAACCAAAUGUUAGAGAAGCGACUGCCAUCUUAAGAGGUUUGGCCCCAAAAUAUGAAAUCCACCAUGGUGUUAGAAUCUUGGAUUCUGCUUUAGUAACUGCCGCUGUUCUUGCUAAAAGAUACCUAACUUAUAGAAAAUUGCCUGAUUCUGCUGUUGAUUUAAUCGAUGAAAGUGCUGCAACUGUCGCUGUAGCAAGAGAUUCGAAACCCGAAGAAUUAGAUAUGAAAGAAAGACAACUACAACUAAUUCAAGUUGAAAUCAAAGCACUUCAAAGAGAUAUCGGAACAGAUGCUUCUACCAAAGAAAGAUUGGAACAAGCAAAACAAAAAGAAGCCUCUCUAGAAGAUGAAUUAAGACCGCUUCGAGAAAGAUUUAACCAAGAAAAAGCAGGCCACGAGCAAUUAACUUCUGCUAAAAGAAAAUUGGAUGAACUAGAAAUUAAAGCAUCAGAUGCUGAAAGAAGACAUGAUACCACUACCGCUGCCGAUUUAAGAUAUUUUGCAAUUCCUGAUGUUAAAAAUCUUAUUGCAAAAUUGGAAGAAAAAGUCGCAGAAGAAGAAAAGGAUUUGGGUGCAACAGCAAUGAUUCAAAACGUUGUUGGCUCAGAGCAAGUUGCUGAAACCGCAGCAAGAUUGACUGGUAUCCCAGUUUCGAAAUUGACUCAAACUGAAAAUCUAAAAUUAAUUAAUAUGGAAAAGGAAUUAUCUGCACAUGUUGUUGGUCAAAGUCAAGCUGUUAAAGCUGUUGCUAAUGGUAUUAGACUUACAAGAUCUGGUUUAGCUAAUCCAAAUCAACCUGCGUCAUUUUUGUUUCUUGGAUUAUCUGGUUCAGGUAAAACUGAACUUGCUAAAAAAUUGGCGGGAUUUUUAUUCAACGAUGAAAAAGCAAUGAUAAGAAUUGAUUGUUCAGAACUAUCUGAUAAGUGGUCAUCAUCAAAAUUAUUAGGUAGUGCACCAGGUUAUGUUGGAUAUGAAGAAGGUGGUAUUUUAUCAAAUGGAUUGGCAAGACAACCUUAUUCGGUCGUUUUAUUUGAUGAAAUUGAAAAGGCUGCUCCAGAAGUGUUGACUAUUUUUUUGCAAUUAUUAGAUGAUGGUAGAAUCACUUCAAGUGCAGGAAAAACAAUUGACUGCUCAAAUUGUAUUGUUAUUAUGACAUCCAAUUUGGGUGCAGAAUAUAUUCUCUCAUCAAGAGGUUCAAAAGUUACACUCGAAGUAAAAGAACUAGUGUUAAAUGUUGUUAAAACCCAUUUUAGACCAGAGUUUCUUAAUAGAAUUUCUGAGACAAUUGUUUUUAACAAAUUGUCAAGAAAGGCAAUCGAAAAAAUCAUUAAAAUCAGACUUGAAGAAAUUACUGAGAGGUUUGUCGAGAAUAACAAAAACAUCAAAUUGGACGUUAGUGAAGAUGCUAUUGAAUGGUUAUGCCGACAUGGUUAUUCCGAAGAUUUGGGUGCUAGACCAUUGAACAGAUUGAUCCAAACUGAGAUAUUAAACAGACUAGCUAUCUUGAUAUUGAAGAACCAGAUACUCAAUAAAGAGGUGGCAGUGGUGGAACUAAAUCCCAACGGUAGAGGAUUGAUUGUCUUACCAAACCAUGAGGUUCAAAAUGAAGAAAUGGAUGUUGAUGUCGAUGAAUGGAACGAUGAAAACGAUGAAGAUUGGUCUGAUGAUGGCAUCAAUCUUGACUAGAUGCUAAAUGUUUCCGGUUAAUAAGAUUAUAAAAUGUUUUUUGUGUUUUGUUUUUUACUUGUUUUUAUGUAUUUUUGAUUAUAUAGUUUUUUUUAGUUAUUCUCUGGUAUAUAUUGGCGUAAUUUAACACGACCUUGGUAGAUUAAAAG
Molecule: messenger RNA, 3040 nt
Organism: Ascoidea rubescens DSM 1968
Lineage: Eukaryota; Fungi; Ascomycota; Saccharomycetes; Ascoideales; Ascoideaceae
Gene: HSP104
Product: chaperone ATPase HSP104
Exons: 1
Coding region: 186-2891 (901 amino acids)
Biological process (GO): regulation of DNA-templated transcription; cellular response to heat
Cellular component (GO): cytosol; cytoplasm
Molecular function (GO): transcription factor binding; ATP hydrolysis activity; ATP binding
Source: RefSeq, a predicted model, not a curated record